AGUUCAGGAGGCGGACUUGGAAGGAAGAUGUGAUGUCAAGGCUGGCAUGUCGGGCUGUGCAAUGUCCCUGCCGGACUGAAAGAAGAAAGAAAAAAAAAAGAAAAAAAUGUCCCUGCCGGACUGUAUGCUUCCCUGAUAACUGCCGCAUGGAGCUAUUUCUACGCAUUGGGACGCAUUUUUAAUGGCGAUCAAAUGAGCAGGAGGAAAAAGCUGGUGCCUUUAAAAAGUCCAUAGUAAGCAGCCGAUUGUCGGGAUGACAAGGGAAAACUGUCGGACUUACCAAAAAUUCAGCGAUGAUGCUCAGCAGUGUCCAAGUGUUUGCCAAGAGAAUGGCAAGGACGACCAGAUUACUGAUGAUGCCAACGACAGCGAAUUACCAGGUGUGGAGGACGACACAGGGAGCAUCUCGAUAGGGUUCAACAAGGCCUGUCUGAAGAAUGUCUUUACUGUUCUUCUUAUUCUGAUAUACGUCCUGCUGACGGCUGUGGCACUCUUCCUCGCAUACCAGACCAUCUCUGACUUCAGAGAGAAGCUUAGCCACCCGGUGAUGUCAGUAACUUUCAAAGAAGUGGACGAGUACGAUGCUGUAGGUAUCGCCCUGUAUCUGGGGAAGGCUACAUUGCUGAGUUGCCAGCACCAUCUCCAUGACCACAUCCCAGCUCUGGUAUCACCAGGGAACCCUGGGGAAGGGGGCUGCGUGAUAGAAUCGGUCUCCUACAUGGACCCUUACUCCAACCAGACCAGGGAAGUGACUGUGGUUCAGGGGCCAACCGACAUCAGGAACCGCGAGCUGAUUUUCCUGCAGUUUAGCCAGAAUGAAACAGAAGAAGACUUCAGCUCUAUCACUUAUAUGCUGUUCUACAAAUUCGCCGACUUGACUGCAAGCUCAGAUAAAGCAGAGUUUAUGAAAGAAUGUGAGAGGAGUUACUCCAUGUGGACCUUCUCAGGAGGCUUUCGAACUUGGGUGAAGAUGUCUUUGAUAAGGACGUCCGGGAGAGGGAAGGAGUCCGUGGAAUUCCGGCAAGAGUCCAGUGUGGUAAGGUACAAUGACAAGAGGCCCGAGUCUCAGAGGACCAAUCAGCUGUUUUUUGUUGUUUUUGAGUGGCGUGACGUGUUCAUCCAGGAAGUUAGGGACAUCGUGACGGCGAACGCUUGGAACAGCGUUGCAAUUCUUUGUGGCGUCUUCAUGGCUCUCUUCAAGGUGGCGAAUUUCGCCAAGCUCAGCGUCAAGUGGAUUAUGAAAAUCCGCAAAGCACACCUGAGAAGGAGGGCGAAGGAAAUGACGCAGGUCACCUGAAGGUCCUUCUGGAGGCGCUGCGGAAAGGUCAUAGACUUCUCAGGGAACUGACAUGCCAGUAAUCAUAUCAACCUCUUACAGAUCAUUGAUAAGUUGAUACUGAGUCAACCAGCAGCGUACAGCAGAGAUAUAGAUGAUGAUCAAAGACAGAUUUUCAAAGGUUCUUUUUUGUAGAAUUUAAGAGUGUUGGCAUGUCCUGCUGUGUUUUAGUCAGUAAAAAUCUAUUUACAAAUUAAUUCUGCUAUAUAAUGCAUUUAGUAUUCAUCUAAGCAUGACAGUAUUCAUUCAUGUCCUGUUGUUCCUGGAUGACUACUUCAUCAUCCAAGAAGGUCAAUUAUAUGUAUAUAUUUAUGUUUGAUUGCUUUUUAUUGUGUUGUACACACUGUGUUAUGCUAUUGUGCAAAUGGCCUGUUGGAAUUCUUUCAUGAUGUCUUACUUUGCAAGGACAGUUACUCAUCUGCAUCAUCCAUGAGAAUUUCAUUGUUACUCCACCUGAAUAUAAAAGCUGCUGCCAUCGUU
Paramormyrops kingsleyae is the source of this 1816-nucleotide messenger RNA. RefSeq names its product proton activated chloride channel 1 (gene pacc1). The record is from RefSeq and is a predicted model, not a curated record. Lineage: Eukaryota; Metazoa; Chordata; Actinopteri; Osteoglossiformes; Mormyridae.